Molecule: messenger RNA, 279 nt
Organism: Aspergillus ruber CBS 135680
Lineage: Eukaryota; Fungi; Ascomycota; Eurotiomycetes; Eurotiales; Aspergillaceae
Exons: 4
Coding region: 1-279 (92 amino acids)
Source: RefSeq, a predicted model, not a curated record
AUGCCCGAAUAUAAACUCAUGAUCCGUUACGACAACUACGUCGUCUACGAUAACUAUGAUAGCCGCUUGCAGAAAAUAAUUGAAACCAAGUUCGGCGUGUUAGGCGCUACCAAUAUCCAGCCGUGCUUCAUGAAUCCAAGCCUUCCUCUACUUCUAAUUACUAGUUUCCACGCGCCGGCGAGCAUUCCGUUGAGUGAACUGAAGAAUGUAGUGCUGGAGGAAGGUAUUGCGAUUGAUGUUCAGCCGGUGGAGGAGUAUAAUAGGCUCUCACUUGGUUGA